Drosophila erecta is the source of this 2261-nucleotide messenger RNA. RefSeq lists its product as uncharacterized. The transcript is spliced from 2 exons. NCBI's taxonomy places the organism in Eukaryota, Metazoa, Arthropoda, Insecta, Diptera, Drosophilidae. The record is from RefSeq and is a predicted model, not a curated record. Gene Ontology annotation, biological process: regulation of sodium ion transport. The coding region runs from base 684 to 2030 and encodes 448 amino acids. Gene Ontology annotation, molecular function: sodium channel regulator activity.
CGGCGGUCAGUGAGGAGAAACCGGAGAGCUAGAGAGCUGUGAAAUCCGGAGACUCAAAGCCGAGCCGAAUGCAGUCGCCAGUGCGGAGCAGAAAGCCUUGGGUCACGAGCCACCAGCUGCCAGUAACUCGAAGGGAAAAAAUAAUUGCCAUAGAACAGCACUGCUCAAGAAUUAACAAAUAAUUGUACAUAAAUCAUAAAAAUCCCAAUAUUAACCAGAUAAUUGUGUAAACGAGCGGAAUCCCUGUAACUGUGUGAAUUUGCUCCCCCCAAAACUGAAAGGGGAAACCCACUGGCACGUGAUGCAACCAACGUAUGGAUGGGCCCAGUGAUUAAAGUGAAUUUCUGUGGGGUCAGCUAGCCAAAAAUCGAUAGGUUUGUGGCCUAUCCAAGGAACGUGUCCUCCAGCUGGAAACGUGCGCAGCCUGCCGAGUUACCAAUUUUCCCAUUUUGUGGACCCAUAGAAAAGUCGGAGGAAAAUCUCAACCUACGCAGGGUUAUAUAACCGCACAACAUACAACACCGCCCACGCAAUUUUGCAGCUAAAUCGAUAGACUAAAAACCGACAUGACGAGCUUCUAAUUGGAUUGCACGCGAGGGAUUAACCAGCACAGGGAUUAAAGAGGAGGCACCAGUGACCACCCACUUGCUACUUGGAAUUACAGGGUAGUCGAGCGUUGAGAAAUGGGCAAGAAAAAGGUGCCCGUUGAGGACCUGGUGGUUCCGCCGCAGGACACCCGGAUAUGCGGCACCAUAUGCAUCUGCCAGAUGACCCUGGUGCUCAGUUCCGUGGCUCUGGUCUACCUCACGGUUGCCAUAUACAUGCCCUCCACCAGGGCCUUCAAAAGCGGCAUUGAUCCCACGCCGGUUAUGUGCACCACCACACGGGCGGUGAACAAGGACAACUGCGAGUGGGGCAGCUGUGGCGAGUGGUGUCUGAGCAAGACUUCCGGAGCCUGCAUCCAGAUCUACGUGAAUCUACGUAGCAAUGGCAGCAAUCUCAUAUUCCAGAACUGCACCAACUCGGCCAAUAAAACGUGCUACGGCAUCGACCAGGAUCGGGCGGACAAGGCCAGGUGCAUCAAUGAUGAGUGCAAGAAUCUCACGGGAACCUUCAACUGCACCGCUGGCCAGUGCCUGAACAUCACGGAUGCCUUCGAGUGUAUCUUCCACAAUAGUGAUGCGCCAGUCAAGUGUUCCGGCAGGCGGGGAAAGAUCAACUGCAUGGACAUCAGCGGAUUGUACUCCUGCAGUCGAGGAACCUGCCGGAAGAUCAGGACGCCCUACAACUGCGACCGGAGGUGUGUGGACAUACCCACCCGGAACAAGAACGUGGUGGUCCUCAGCGGGGACAAGGUCUACCUGUCGCAGUGCCAGAAUGCCAUCAAUGCCGAAACCCUGGAGGAGGUGUGGAAUGAAUCCAGCGACAAUGUGGCCAUGACAUCGUGCUACUUCAUCAGGCACACCUCGGACCAGGUGGAUGCGGUGGACUGCAUCAAUGGCUCCACUUUGGAGACCAACAUGCUCAGCGAUCUGACGAACUUCACAUAUCUGAGCCACCUGCAUGUGUCGGUGGCCACUCCAGUGCCGGAGAUAGCACCCCCCGAUGUGGACCUAACCAUUUCCAACGAGUCCAAGCUGAUGAUCAACCUGGAGGGGUGUGUGAACACCCUGAUGGACGAGUGCAAGGAGUUCCUGAAGGACUUCGGGCGCGAUGGCAGCGAUCACAAUGCCCGGGCCCGCUUCCCGUGCUUCUAUUCGCCCGGAAAGAAGGACGUGGUGGUGGCCCGCUUCGACCUGGAGGUCACCUAUCGCCAGUUUGUGUUCGCCUCGGUGGUGCCAUCGGUUCUGUUCGUGGUCUCGUGCUCCAUCCUGAUCAUGUGCCAGACCACCGUCUACGUGGGCGACGAUGCCAAGAUGCGGUUCAAGGGAUGUGUGGACACGGAGACGGUCCUGAACAAGAACAACGUGGGCGCACCCACCAAUGGCGACAUGGGCGGGGGCGGCGGCGAUGAGGUUAUGGCCCUAUGAGAUCCGUCACGCAUUCCUCUGCUCCAGGAAGACAGUCCGACACACCAGACGGGAGUCUUCGCUUUGCAAUAAUUGGAGUUGGGCACCAGCUGAAGUCAGGAACACAAUCGAGCAACUUGAAAUUCUUUGUAAUCCUUCCAUCGAACUUUUGACACUCCGACACCCCAACACACAGAAAGACACAGAGACCACACCUCAGAGGCUUGCAAGGACACUACUGAGCUAACCAGG